GUUGUCGUGCCCGCAAGCCCUGUGCCACUGCGGCGCCGCUCACGGCUGGCAGAGUCUUUGGCCAAGGAGAGCACCACCACCAUCUCUCCUCUGCUCGGCAAAAACGUCGCGAGACCUGCAAAAAUCUCGCCAGCAGUCGCAUCGCUCACAAAUGAUGCCCCCAGCGCUCGGAGCCCUCUUAAUUUGGACAGCCACUGCCUUGGUGCCACCAGCACCACACACGCAACGCCUGGAGCCGCUGAGCGCCACGCUCACGGUUUACAGUACGCUGGGCUGCCCGCACUGCCAGCGCUGCAAGAAGGCUUUGGACGCGGCGGGCCUCGCAUACGACGUCGUCGACGUCGCCGACGCGGCCGCGCGCGCGGCGCUCGAGGCGCGCUGCGGCCUGCCGACGGUGCCGCAGGUCUACCUGGACGAGGAAAGAGUGGGCGGCGCCGACGAUACCCUUAAAGCGCUCGCCGACGGCUGGCUGCUCGAGCGCGACAUUCCGCGCGUCGAGCCGAAACGAGUCGAGAAGACGGAGGAGGCCGUCAUUUUUAUCGAAGCGCCGCCGGGAGGGCCGCUCAACGCGCCUGUGGCCGGACGCGCCGUGGAGCCGCUCGAGGGCGACGUCGCCGCGCGGCUCCAGCGGUCGGCGCUCGAGCUCAUCGACGCGCACGUCACGCUGGACGGCAUCGACUACGCCUCCCUGAAGACGUCGCGCCAGUUCCAGAACUUUGUGGACAUCGCGCGCCGGCUGCCGGAUAUUGACGGUGCGAGCGUUGGCGACGCCUUCUGGAUAAAUCUCUACAACGCGAUGGUGCUCCACGCGACCGUGGUCCUGGGGUCGCCGGAAAACACGCCCGAGGCGCGCACCGAUUUUUUCUCCGGGGCCACUGGCGCGACGUACGAAGUCGCGGGCCAUGUUCUAAGCCUCGACGACGUCGAGCACGCGCUCCUGCGGCGGUCGCCCGCCGGCGACGCGCGGAGCUUUACGGAGGACGACCCGCGGCGCCGGACCUUCGCGCCGACGCUCGCUCGGAAAUUCGACAACCGCAUCCACUUCGCGCUGAACUGCGGGGCGUCGAGUUGCCCGCCGGUCAAGCUGUUCCGGGACGAGAGCCUCGACGAGGACCUGGCUGCCGCGGCGCGGGCGUUCGUCGGGUCCGAGGUCAGCGUUUCUGGGAGCACGGUCACGGCCUCCAAGCUCUUCCUGUGGUAUGGUGGUGAUUUCGGCGAGGACGUGCCUCGUGCGAUCGCGGCGCUCGGCGCCGGGACGCCGAGCGGCGACGCCGUGGCGGGCCUGCUCGAGGAUGAGAAUGUGGAGCUCGCGUUCGCGGACUACGACUGGUCGCCGAACGACGCUUCGUCUGUGUAG
Messenger RNA from Pelagomonas calceolata, 1357 nucleotides. The record is from the annotation of a GenBank genome assembly. Lineage: Eukaryota; Pelagophyceae; Pelagomonadales; Pelagomonadaceae.